AUGUACGCACUAGCGAUCGCGGUAGUAAUUCAACUCUUUGAGCUCUGUCUCCUGGGAACUAUCCUCAGUAUCAAGAAUGAGGAAAUUGAACAUGCAUUCUACAACUCGUUGUGGUAUCUGAUGGAUCGUAUCGAAAAAAAGGACUUUAUGAUAAUGUUCCACAAAAGUCAACACGCCAUCGAGAUGACUGUCGCUAGUAUGGCGCCGUUGAAUAUUGUUCUUUUCAUAGCUGUAAGUGUGCAGUCAGGUAACAACUUAAAUUAAAUAUUGAUUUUACAUCUUUGAAAAACUCUAUUUUUCGCAGAUAAUGCAAAAGAUCUACACAUUUGCAAUGAUGUUGAUGAACCUUGUCGAUUAAAAUUUUAAAAGUUGUUAAUACACGUAAGCAAUUUUAUUACUAUAUCCUGGGUAUCUUUAUAUCCGGAAUAUUUCUUUUAACGGAUUGUUAUUAUUUUUUUAUGCAUUAAAUACGGCCUGCCCGUAUUGAUAAAUUAACGGAUUAUCAUUUAAUAUGAAAUAUUGAAUUUGCAAUAAAUUUCAAAACACACACCAACAUAUUUAACUCAGCGCCUCUUACACGGCAAGACAGGAACUAAAUCCCGUCCGUACCGUUCCCUCGUAGCAACUGCUGAAAUGCUGGAUAAGUGAUAUUAUGAAAUCUAAGAAGCUAUUUAUAGAAGACAUGACCUAGUAGGUCGUUACACCAGGAAGAAAAUCAUACAUGACAAGAACAGACAUUACUAUUGCUCGAAAAAUAAAUGAAAUAUCUCUGCAUUCACGCGUUAGUAAUUAAAAGGAUUUAUUUUUUGUAUUUUAAUGUAUACCAAUAAAAAUUAAAGUACAACUUCAGAUUGCUUUAACUGCCAUCUGUUUAUAUUUUUGAGUAGGACAUAUAUCAGAACGGACUUCCAUAUCAUACAUCAAUCUCUUUUUCUCAUAGAGGCGUCCCAGAUCAUUCCUCAUGGUUCAUCAUGGUUCAUCUCAUUUAUCUAGAAAAAUUAAAACAAUAUUCAUAUGAAAAUGUCCAGAUGUUUAAGUAAAAUAUUAAGUAAUAGUUGAAUGAAGUAUGUUUUAA
Messenger RNA from Anopheles funestus (African malaria mosquito), 1075 nucleotides. RefSeq names its product odorant receptor 67d-like. The record is from RefSeq and is a predicted model, not a curated record. Gene Ontology annotation, molecular function: olfactory receptor activity; odorant binding. Lineage: Eukaryota; Metazoa; Arthropoda; Insecta; Diptera; Culicidae. Gene Ontology annotation, biological process: sensory perception of smell; detection of chemical stimulus involved in sensory perception of smell. Bases 1 to 264 code for a protein of 87 amino acids. The transcript has 2 exons. Gene Ontology annotation, cellular component: plasma membrane.